Molecule: messenger RNA, 2174 nt
Organism: Brassica napus (rape)
Lineage: Eukaryota; Viridiplantae; Streptophyta; Magnoliopsida; Brassicales; Brassicaceae
Exons: 1
Coding region: 405-1007 (200 amino acids)
Source: RefSeq, a predicted model, not a curated record
AUCUUCUCCAGUGAUCACAAGCUCAAAAAGAACAAGUUUUCUUUCCAUCACUGGUUAGGGCAUUAAAGUAGAAAAACCCUACAAAAUUUAAUGGAUAAACUCUAGUUAAUUAGUAUCACUAUACACUUUAGCUCCUAUAAAAGAAUUAUCACAUUUAUCAAACCUCCUCCGUCGUUUCCGAUUCACAUUUUUCACAAAGAGAUGAAACUCAUGGAUGGCUUGGCGUGAACUAUCUUUGAUUCUGAAGGUAAGUGUUUCUGUUAGUAUAUACUUUUGAACAAUCAAACAGAACAAGCCAUUGUUUAAUCAUCACUAAAAAUUGUUAUAAAAAAAAAUAAUCAUCACUAAAAAUGUAUCUAUUUUACUUUGUGCAGAGUAUUUUUCUCAAGAAAUAUUUUUAAAAAAUGUACCAAGAAAGUCUGGAGAUUUAUCAACUGUGGAGACUUGCUAUCCAAGAAAGAGACGAAGCAAGAGAACAUCUGAAACAUUCACUUGCUGAACUCUCUCAACUAAGGGAACUCUAUAACGCUGUACUGUUGUCUGAACAGCAGCAAAUGAUCACUUAUUACCCCGAAGCCACUGAUCAAACUACAUGUCAUCAGAGCUGUAACUACAAUCACUUCCCCGGCGACUCUCCGUCGCGGUUCUUGUCUCUGUCGCCGUCGGAUCUCGUCUCUAACCUAAAUGUUGAUUCAACUCCACUUGAUCUCAGCUUCCGUUCAAAUCAGAGCCGUGUUGGUGUUGAGAGUACGAGAGAUUAUGAAACCGUUGUGCUGGAGAUGAUAGGAGGAACGCUGCCGGAAUACGGUAAGUUUUUGCAAGCUGUUAGUGAAGUUGGAUCGUUGGUUGAGUCAUUGUUCAUAGCCGGUCCUGUUCCGAAGUGGAGAAAUCCUCCGGUUUUAUUGUCUAGUCAAAGACCGGUUAUGAGUAAUCAUAUCACAGGAAACUGGAACUAUGGUGGUUUGGAGUUUGGUUCGCUGAUGCAAAACCGGUCUUUCCCUGUUUGAUGUCUGCAUGAAAUGUGACCCCAAGAAAAUGUUAUGCAUGAUUUUUUCCUGUUGGUACCAUGUAAUGUUUUAAGUUAUUUUGUAUUGUUAAAGAAAUUAUUUGAUCCAAUAAAAUAAUUCAGUUAAAAUUAGGCUGGGGCAAGUCCACAAUUCUUUAGUUAACCAUUAACAUUGAACCAUCCUUUUAUUUAUGGUUAGUCGAUUGGUACUAAAUUUUACUCCUACAACUUGCAUAACAAGUUGAUAUGGCCGAGUUGGUCUAAGGCGCCAGAUUAAGGUUCUGGUCCGAAAGGGCGUGGGUUCAAAUCCCACUGUCAACAGUUAUUUUGAUUUUUUUAAUGUUUAAGAACUCAUAUUUGGGCCUUCUACGAUCAGCCUUUUCAUGGACUCUGGAUGCAUGAUAUCAAGCUCCCGAUAAUUUCCGCUCUACCCAAGACCUGCGAUAUCAAUCAAAGCAAUUAUGAAUUUUUUUCUUCUAUCAGAUGUUUUCAAAUUCGUUUGUUUCAGUACCAUAAUGAAGUUAUGAACCUGUAACAUGUAGUAUAAUUUUGAUGGGUUCGAUAUAUCUAUAUCACAUGUAGAAUUACAAUACGGGAAACAUGCAAACUGUUAGACAAACAGAAUAACUAUACAUUCAUAGUAACUAACGCUAGCUGAAAGUUGACCAAGAAUCAUUAGUGACUUCAACUCUAUUAGAAGAAAGAGCAAGAGAUGGAGAGAGAAUGAAGACAAAGAUUAGUUUAUUCUUAUCCAUGCAUCUCUUUUAUAUUCAUCCCUGCAGUAUCUUCUUCGUUAAAUACUGGCUGUGAAUGUGAUCCAGAACAAAUGCAGAUUUAAUGCAGGCUAUUUAAUUUGCAGAUAGAACUGUAUUAAUUACCCAUUCAUGUUUAAAAUGCAGAACUGAAUAAAGUAAAAAAAAUAAAAACUCCCCUGCAUGCAGAUUGGUUUUGUUCUUUGAUUUCUUGUCCUGCAGAUUUUAAGGGAAAUGGUGCUGGCGAGAUGCAGAGGACCAAUAAGGGCUUGAGUUUCUUUUUAAUCAUUGAUUAUAAAUACUUUUCAUUAUUGCACUUUAUUUAUUUAACAAAUUAAUUGUUCUCUUAGUAGUGAAAUCUAGUAUUUUUCAUUCUUACGUUAUAGUAGUAGACAUUUUUUAUUAAAAAUAAAAAA